ACAGUUCCCGCCGCCGAACUUACCCCGCGGGUGGGGCGGCCCGGGAGCCAGCGGGGCACGUGAGCGAUGGAGACCAUCUGGAUCUACCAGUUCCGCCUCAUCGUGAUCGGGGACUCCACCGUUGGCAAGUCGUGCCUCCUGCACCGCUUCACCCAGGGCCGCUUCCCCGGGCUGCGCUCCCCCGCCUGCGACCCCACCGUCGGCGUGGACUUCUUCUCCCGUCUGCUGGAGAUCGAGCCCGGCAAGAGGAUAAAGCUGCAGCUCUGGGACACGGCGGGACAGGAGCGGUUCAGAUCAAUAACUCGGUCUUAUUACCGAAACUCAGUUGGUGGAUUUUUAGUAUUUGACAUUACUAACCGGCGAUCUUUUGAACAUGUGAAAGAUUGGCUAGAAGAAGCAAAAAUGUAUGUACAGCCAUUUCGGAUUGUGUUUCUCCUAGUGGGACAUAAAUGUGAUUUAGCUUCACAACGUCAAGUUACAAGGGAAGAGGCUGAAAAACUCUCAGCAGACUGUGGAAUGAAAUAUAUCGAAACAUCAGCAAAGGAUGCGACAAAUGUUGAAGAAUCCUUCACAAUAUUGACAAGAGACAUAUACGAACUUAUUAAAAAGGGAGAAAUUUGUAUUCAGGAUGGCUGGGAAGGGGUUAAAAGUGGUUUCGUUCCAAAUACUGUGCAUUCUUCUGAGGAAGCAGUAAAGCCCAGGAAAGAGUGCUUCUGCUGACUUCAAACAUGCCAAAGAACGAACAGGAACAGAUUGGGUGUUAUUUCAGGAUAAAUACCAACAUUAACCGGAGAAUGGUGCAAGGAAAGCACUGAAAAGCCCACAUCAAUGCUGUUUUAUAAGGUGUUUGAUUCACAGCACUUUGCUUACUUGUUACACUACCAGAUUGGGCAUUUUGCUAAAUUACCAGGCA
Otolemur garnettii (small-eared galago) is the source of this 913-nucleotide messenger RNA. It is a transcript of the gene RAB39A, whose product is annotated as RAB39A, member RAS oncogene family. Gene Ontology annotation, molecular function: GTPase activity; GTP binding. NCBI's taxonomy places the organism in Eukaryota, Metazoa, Chordata, Mammalia, Primates, Galagidae. Gene Ontology annotation, cellular component: Golgi membrane. The transcript is spliced from 2 exons. The coding region runs from base 67 to 720 and encodes 217 amino acids. The record is from RefSeq and is a predicted model, not a curated record. Gene Ontology annotation, biological process: Rab protein signal transduction.